This is a messenger RNA of Ictidomys tridecemlineatus (thirteen-lined ground squirrel), 5547 nucleotides long. The record is from RefSeq and is a predicted model, not a curated record. NCBI's taxonomy places the organism in Eukaryota, Metazoa, Chordata, Mammalia, Rodentia, Sciuridae.
CAGGAGGAUCGUGAUUCAAAGCCAGACUCAGCAAAAGCAAGGCGCUAAGCAAUUCAGAGGAGAUGACCGUCGGGUUCUGCUGUGGCAUAUGGAACAAGCGAUCCACUCCAGAGUCAAGCCCAUACAACUGAAAGGAGAGCACCAUUCCAACAUUUUUUGCCUGGCUUUCAACAGUGGAAACACCAAAGUGUUCUCUGGAGGAAAUGAUGAGCAAGUUAUCCUUCAUGAUGUUGAAAGCAGCGAGACCUUGGAUGUGUUUGCUCAUGAAGAUGCAGUAUAUGGCUUAUCAGUGAGCCCAGUAAAUGACAACAUUUUUGCCAGCUCUUCAGAUGAUGGUCGGGUUCUCAUUUGGGACAUCCGGGAGUCUCCCCAUGGAGAGCCCUUCUGCCUGGCAAACUACCCAUCAGCCUUUCACAGUGUCAUGUUUAACCCUGUGGAGCCCAGGUUAUUGGCCACAGCCAAUUCAAAGGAAGGAGUGGGACUCUGGGAUAUCCGAAAACCUCAGAGUUCUCUCCUGCGCUAUGGUGGCAACCUGUCUCUCCAAAGUGCCAUGAGUGUGCGAUUCAAUAGCAAUGGGACCCAGCUCCUGGCCCUGCGGCGUCGCCUGCCCCCUGUACUUUAUGACAUCCACUCCCGCCUGCCAGUGUUCCAGUUUGACAAUCAGGGUUACUUCAACUCAUGCACCAUGAAAAGCUGCUGUUUUGCAGGAGAUCGUGACCAGUAUAUCCUUUCAGGCUCUGAUGACUUCAACCUGUACAUGUGGAGAAUUCCUGCAGACCCAGAAGCAGGUGGCAUUGGCAGGGUGGUCAAUGGAGCCUUCAUGGUGCUGAAAGGGCAUCGUUCUAUCGUUAACCAGGUCCGAUUUAAUCCCCACACCUACAUGAUCUGCUCUUCUGGUGUAGAAAAGAUUAUCAAGAUCUGGAGCCCAUACAAGCAGCCAGGAUGCACCGGAGACCUGGAUGGCCGAAUUGAGGACGAUUCCCGCUGCCUCUACACCCACGAAGAGUACAUUAGCCUUGUGCUGAACAGCGGAAGUGGCCUGUCGCAUGACUAUGCCAACCAGUCGGUCCAAGAAGACCCCCGGAUGAUGGCUUUCUUUGACUCUCUGGUACGCCGAGAGAUUGAGGGCUGGAGCUCUGAUUCAGACAGUGACCUCAGUGAAAGUACCAUCCUUCAGCUACAUGCAGGGGUCAGCGAGCGCUCAGGCUAUACUGACUCUGAGUCUUCAGCCUCACUGCCCCACUCUCCACCUCCCACAAUAGAUGAGUCUGCUGACAAUGCCUUCCAUCUGGGUCCCCUGCGAGUCACCACUACAAAUGCAGUGACAUCAACCCCACCAACACCCACGUGUGAGGAUGCAGCCUCUCGCCAACAGCGCCUGUCUGCUCUGCGUCGCUACCAGGACAAGCGCCUCCUGGCCCUGUCCAAUGAGUCUGAUUCUGAAGAGAAUGCCUGUGAGGUUGAACUAGACACAGACCUCUUCCCCCGACCACGAUCACCUAGCCCUGAAGAGGAAUCCAGCAGUUCCAGCAGUUCCAGCAGCUCAGAGGAUGAGGAGGAGCUGAAUGAACGCCGAGCCUCCACCCGACAGCGAAAUGCCAUGCGGAGGCGACAGAAAAUACCCAGAGAAGAGAGGCCCAGUGCCCCAGCCAAGCCCACCAACACCUACAUUGGAGAAGACAACUAUGAUUACCCCCAGAUUAAAGUGGAUGACCUUUCCUCUUCCCCUACCUCCUCCCCUGAGCGGAGCACUUCCACUCUGGAGAUUCAGCCAAGCCGGGCAUCACCAACUUCUGACAUAGAAUCAGUUGAGCGAAAAAUUUAUAAAGCUUACAAAUGGCUGCGCUACUCCUAUAUCUCCUACUCAAAUAACAAAGAUGGAGAGACUUCCCUGGUGACAGGAGAGGCAGAUGAAGGGAGAGCAGGAACCAGCCACAAAGACAGCCCAGCACCUUCUUCCAGUAAGGAAAUCUGCCUAAACACAACCAUGGUCCCGAGGAACCAGGACCUGCCACCUGAAGGCUGCAGUAAGGAUGCUUUUAAAGAAGGGACUUCCACUAGAAAUCCCAGCAGUGUCCCAGGCUAUGAGCACAGCAGCCAACCUUGGACCGAGGCACCAGAGGGUACCUCUCAGGACGGUAACAAUGGUGGCUCUGUAGAACACUCAUUUGAAACCAAGAAGCUCAAUGGAAAGGCCCUGAGCAGCCGGGCUGAGGAACCACCCUCUCCUCCUAUGCCCAAGACAUCGGGCUCCAUUCUCAACAGCGGGUCUGGAAACUGUCCGAGGACCCAGUCUGAUGACAGUGAAGAAAGGAGCCUUGAAACCAUCUGUGCCAAUCACAACAAUGGACGCUUGCACCCCCGACCCCCUCACCCCCACAACAAUGGGCAGAACUUUGGGGAGCUAGAGGUGGUGGCCUACUCUUCCCCAGGACAUUCAGACACUGACCAUGAUAACUCAUCCCUGACAGGGACACUCCUACACAAAGAUUGUUGUGGGUCUGAAAUAACCUGUGAGACUCCUAAUGCUGGAACAAGAGAGGAGCCCACUGACACCACAGACAGCAGCAGGGCUGUUCAUGGCCACAGUGGCUUCAAAAGGCACCGAGUCGAAUUGGAAGACACAGAUUCAGAGAAUUGCUCCUCAGAGAAGAAAUUUAAAACAUGAUAAAUACAAAGGGAAAAAAAGCUACAAAAAGUAGCCUUACAAAAAAAAAAUUCUUGUUUAGUGAACACAGAGGAAAGGGAAAGAAGUAUUAAAGGCACAUAAAACCAGGGCCUGAAAUUUUGUUUCUGCUGCUGCUCCCUUCUAUUCAACAUUCAACAAUGGGUCUGAAUGUCUAACUGGCCAUAGGCUUGUGCUGUGUAAAGAAAAGGGGGAAAAUCCAAGUUAUUCCUUUUCUAGUGAGUUGUGAGCAUAGUGUACCUGUGCAAGGUUCUGUGAAAGUGAAUCCUUGUUGGGAUGUUUGAUUUUGUGUGAGUGUGUGCACUGGCGUGUGUGAGCUCAUUGUCUCAUGAGACCUUUCUUUUAGUUGUCGGGGUCUAUAGUUUUUGCCAUCUCACCCUGUUCACGUGUCAUAGGUGUUCUGGUCUCAACGAGGAGCACCUGUUCAAUCAGAUUGUGCUGCCAGUGAGUUGUAGACUUGAGCUGAGAGCAUGGAGAGGAGAGUAAAACAGGCCUGCAGCCCAUGGGCUGUGCUGGAAAGGAAAGCAUGGUUCCUUUCUUAAAAAGAAAUAUUCCAUGUUUUCUCUAAGUAACACUUCUUCAUUGAGCAUUUAAUGUGGACAUACUAAAAGUGGAACAUUUUUAAUGCUAAUGGAGGUUAGCACUUAUGAUCUGAUUCAAGAGCCUAUAGAUCCCUGAUAAAUUUCUCUGUUUGCAAAUCGAGUGAUGCUGCAAUAUGUACUGUAUGGAGGCCAUAAAAUAUGACUAGUUGUGGAUAAUACAUUAACCAGUUAGGUGCUAGUUCCUAAAAGGCACUCAAAAGGCCAGCAGGUGCUUCCUUGGCUCCAUGUGAUGGAGUUUAGACAUACUGAAGGGAGGAGAAGAGACAGCUCUCAAGAGCUUUGUGCUCAAACUACUAAGGUGGAUGUUAGAGGUGUGUAAAUGAACCAGUGUAGUGAAGAGCAGAAUGUGCUACUAUGUUCUUUUAAUUCAACCCAAAACUAUUCAUCAGAAUUGGUGGGACUGGCAUUUAUUUUCCCCCAGGCUUGCCCUUGACAAAGACUAUGACGUUCUGACUGAACGUCACAGUGCAGCAGGCAUCUCAAGCUGACAGAUUCAGCAGGACCAUCGGGAGGCAGAGGGUAUGUGCAGAGGAGUCACUGGUUUGACAACUGGCUUCUGGAAGAGACUGAAUUCCAUGGAGGCAGAUAAUGGUUGAGAGAGGAAAAGUCCAAGAGAUUUUCAGCCUUGUGGUGUUACCGUCACUCAGUUAUCAAGGUAGGCUGUGUGAGACAGGAAGACCUAGGAAUGACCAAAUGUCUUGUUAGCAUAUGUGUCACAUGUGGAGGGUAGAAUGCUGGCAAGAAAUGAGGGAGAGAGAAGAGUUUAACUUUCUUGAGCACUAAGGUGCUAGAUACCUAGGAGCCAGCUGGGAUUAUCAUAAGGACCUAACUGGAGACUACUGUGGCCUCACUGACCCAGCAUUCCUCUUAGACGAGGACCUGUCCUGAUGGAACUAGGACCAAGGGGAGGCCACCUGAAGACUUGGAUGAAAUCAGGCUCUUGGGGAGAUGGUUCUUCAGAAAAGGAAAGUGGUUGGCAAGUCGAGAGGAGAUGACAUGUCACUAAACUUCGCGGAAGGUCGGACGUGCCUAAUAUAUGUGUGAUGUGACUGGGGUCCACACUAGCACUGUUUUAGGCGAGGGAGGUGGAGCAGGAGCAGAGUGAGGAUGCAUCCAAUUCAACGACUGGACUCUUACUGGGGGAGCAGGACAGCGAUUCUGUAACCAACAUUAGAAUUACUUUGGAUUUGUAAUCAAAAUGGUUCUAUGAUUUGUCUUUGACUAUUCACAGAUAAUUGUAAAUUCUGGUUUUAUAAGCCCAAGUCAUUUUACAUUUGCUUUUCCAAAAUGUAUUAAAUUGAAAAUUUUUACUCCUUUAUAUACAAAAAAAGAUAUAACCACUCACUGUGUGUUUCUCUUCCCCUUCUUAGUACACCCAACCCUUAUGUUUUGUUUGAUUUUAAUCUACUCACCAGGUAGCCUCUUCUGGCUUCUGUAAAGACAAUCCACAUAUCCUCCUGGAGAAAAAGAAGUUAAAUUCCCUUGGGAACUUGCUAUUGGUAGUUAUAGUUGCCAAAAGCAGAGCUUGGUCUUUCUUAUUAAAAGCCUUUAUUUCACUUGAUUACUCAGAAGAGAAGUCAAAAUUCAUUUUGAUUAAUGUUAGAAGCCAAGAAAAAUCAUUGUUAGAAGGAUGACUUCCAUCCUUGGGAAAGACAUCCCAGCAUUACAGAUUCAGCUGAGACAUACAGGCCCCAUGACAUAGCCACUGGAGCAGGCUGAGAAAUGUAUGUCUGUGGCCACUCCAUCCUCACUUCCAGGGAUCUUGUAUGUGUGGCUGUGGUCCUAGAAAUCAAGAAAGGAACUACUUCUCAGUUCUCUUUGCUUAAACUGUUAUAGAAUUGAGGCCCCAAAUUUAGAGGUGCAUUUAAUCCCCAAAUUCUUCCACAAUGGUAUUUUUACUAGCAGAGCAGAUAGCACUGAUAAGAUUAAGAACUAUUUGAAAGUACCUCUUGGGUUUUUUCCUGCAUCUUGUACAUAAAGUUUUAAGUAGCAGGUCUAAAUAUGUAAAACUGUGUCUCUCCACUGUUUCCCAUCUGGUUUUGUAAAUGAUUCUUGAGGACAGUAGGUAAAUGGUUAAAUGAGUUGUUGGCUUGGGGCAAAUGAAGUUUGCAACUGUGCUUGACUUAGCUGAGAGUCUCCUGUUGUCUGUCCAGGUGCCUUCCUCUGCUGAAGCCUUACCUCCUCACAGCCCUGCCUCUUUUCACCCAGCAACGUUAACUCUUCUCUUGUGUAUAUGCAAAUAAACCUGUUAUUCACUUC